CAGUCACCUGUAUUGUAAGUAGAUCCUGAGCCUGUGUACUGUUGCUUCGAGGGGACGCUUGUUUUUGUUUUUAUUUUUUUUUUCUUUAUAUCUUCUCUUGUUUUGCUUUUGGUGAAGUUUUACCACCCUGACUGUCUUUAAAGGAAUACGGAUGUCUUUUCACCUAACUUCUCCUCGAUGUGAACAUUUCGAGUUCACCUGAUGAAAUCAUGCGUCGUCUUCUCUACGCUCAUGUAUUCCUAUGCUGCCUGAGUGUGGCCCAUUCCUUCUGUCCAUCGCAAUGCACCUGUGUUUCCCAUGGACAGAACGAUGGAACAGGAACCAGAUCUGUACUCUGCAAUGACCCAGACAUGUCUGAUAUCCCUGUAAACGUCCCUGUGGAUACAGUCAAACUUCGUGUUGAGAAAACAGCUGUCCGGCGAAUCCCAACAGAAGCCUUCUACUACCUGGUGGACCUACGGUACCUUUGGAUUACCUACAAUUCCAUCACCACAGUGGAUGCUGGAAGUUUCUACAACCUCAAAGUGCUUCAUGAGCUGAGGCUGGAUGGGAAUAUGAUUUCUAUAUUCCCUUGGGAGUCACUAAAGGAGAUGCCCAAGCUGAGGACUCUGGAUCUCCACAACAACAGGAUUACAAAUGUUCCCCUAGAGGCAAUCCCCUAUUUCUUAAAUAUUACCUACUUGGAUCUAUCCAGCAACAAGUUAUCCAGCCUGCCCUCUGAUCUCAUGGAUAUCUGGCCCCCCUUCAAUGGAAUGCCCGUCUCUUCUAAUACCUCCCAGAAAACUGUUCUAGGUCUUCAAGAUAACCCCUGGUACUGUGACUGCAAAAUCUCCAAGCUGAUUGAGCUUUCCAAAAUGUCCGACACACCAGUGAUUUUGAUGGACAUGUUCCUGUCCUGCAGUGGACCUGAGAACCUGGCUGGUGUCCUAUUUCAACGAGCUGAGCUAGACCAAUGUGUAAAACCAUCAGUCAUGACUUCUGCGACCAAGAUCACAUCUUCUUUAGGUAGUAAUGUACUCCUGCGUUGUGAUGCCACAGGUUACCCAACACCAACCCUCGUAUGGACCAAAUCAGAUGGCUCACCUGUCAACAACACUGUCCAAGAGUCUCCUGGGGAGGGUGUCCGAUGGUCCAUCAUGAGCUUGCAUGGGAUAUUGUACAAAGAUGCUGGAAAUUACAGCUGCAAGGCUAAGAAUUUUGCGGGCAAUGCAGAGGCCAUCAUUUCUGUCUCAAUAGCUGGCGCCUUCACUACUACUAUCCUCCCUUCCACACCCAGUGCUGAGACUGGAGCAGAGACCCAAUCCACAACACUUACUACCCCAACUGCCAUUCCCAGUACGCCCUCUGUUGCAUCUACUGCCAUGCCUAGAAUGCAAACUACAACACGUGCUAUCUCCACAAAAAGGAAAACCACGCCUAGUGAUGGUCUACAGACUAGCUCAGUCAAACCUGCAAAGGUCCAGCAAGGAAGUAAUGGAGAAAAGCUUGCAGCACAUGAAGAGAGCAAUAAGAAUGAUACAUCAAAGUCUGUCAAAGACCUAAAGAUUGUGGAGAUAACAUCAGAUAGUGCAGUGUUGCUCUGGACCACAGAUGGUUUACAGAGUGACGCCCCACUCACAGUUGUGUAUUCGCCAUAUGGUGAGGAUGACAGCAAGAGUACAGUGGAAACCAGUGCUGGUAGUGGCAAAGUGCUGUUGGAGGGACUGGCACCUGGGCUGAGGUACUCAGUUUGCCUUGUGACAAAGGGAAAAGACCCUUGCAUUGACUUUUCUACUUUAGAAGUUGUAGAGGAUGGUGGGCAGAACCAGCUGUUCAUGAUCAUAAGUGGCAUUGCCUGUGCUGUGGCUGUGCCUCUCAUUGCCUUCCUGCUCUAUAAAAUCAUUGCUCUGUACUGCAAGGGAAGUACACCUAUAGACGAAGAGGAGCUUGAAAAAGAGAGUUAUGUCAAGUUUGAGACAAUUUCAAUGAAACAAAGGACACUAAACUCUCACCCAACCGAGCUUUGGGCCCGGCGACAGACUCAAGAGUCAGAGCGGAUGCUCCUAUGCUCCAGGUCGAGCAUUGACUCUCAGCUGACCUAUAAGAGUGACAGUUCCAGGUCUGAAUAUCUCUGCUGACACAAGGAAUUCAGACCUGUCUGACAGACUCUAUACUAGUAACAUUCUAUAUUAAAUGUACUUUAUAUGCCUUUUAUGACAAUGGUAAACAAUUAACUAUUAACAAAUCAUUUAUAAAUCUUUAUAAGCAAUUAGGAAAUUGUUAGUGGAUCCGUGACUUGGUAAGAAACAUCAAAACAGGUAUAGCAAGGUUACACACAUUUGUGGAGCUGUGUAGCAAUAAUCUGUUGUAAUUAUCUGAUGGUUUAAAGCAAUUUUUAUAUUUAAGUUAUCCUAUAACAAAUGAUUCAUAAAGAAAACUAUUAAUUUAUAAAGAUUUAUAUAAUGAUUUCUAAAUGAGUAACAUACAAUGUUACCAAAGAAAACAAAAAACAAACAAAAACAAACAAACAAAAAACUGGCCGUUGUUUGGUUGUCCAAAAAUCUGUUUUGUCACAACUCAGUCAAUAUAAUGACUGAUACUUUUAUUUAUGCAAUUAUUAUGGAGCCUUACAUUUGGUGAAAAAAAUUCAAAUGGUUGUCAUUCCAGCACAGAAUUUUUGUUCAACUUUGCAUAAUCUUGCAAUCAUCCAAAAAAGCUGUCAGUAAUGUUUGUGGUGUUCAUGAUGCCAAAAGUUCAGUGUGUCUCAGACUUAAAAUUUACCUUUGAAUACCAUAUGAUGGUGUCAAGUAAUACCAAAUCAAGAGCUAUUUAUAGAGUAUGUAUGAAUGAUGCUAUGUAUAACUAUAUGUAAGGGAUAAUUCAUUACAUGGUGCACAUUAAAGACUUGAUAAUGCACCCUGGAGUGGAUCAUCCCACUUAUACCAUGGCCACUUGCCAGAUAAUUAAUUUAGGGAGUUGCAUACUCUGAAAAUAACUAUUUUCUACUCACACUAUUUUUGUACAGGUCCGACAGCCAAAUAAUGCCAGCAGCUCAAUCAGUUAACAUUAUUCAACCUAAGCCACAGCCCUGUAGGCAUGUGGAAUUUGGCAAAAUGGAUUAAAUAUUACACAUAUCUACAAAAAAAAUGGCUCAGCUAGUUUAAUAUUGGUGUUAAAAUUAUGCCAGUGUUAAUUACUGGAAAUAAUCACAACAGAUUUGAAGCAAUAUGUAUUUUAAAAACAGGGUGGAGUGUGGUGGCUGAUGACUAACCUAGUCAGCCUUGCACUUCAGUUUCAGCUUGUUGCUGUGGUUAAACACGUAUGAACUACAUACGCAUUGCACACUUUGAACGCACACCAUCCAACCAAUCAUAAACAAGUGUUCAGCCAGACCAUGGUAUUAAGAUAUAUAAAGUAUCAUUCACUGCUUAUUUAUACCAUCAUGGUUCCUUCAAACUGAUUGUUGCCUUAUUCUACAUCUAAGUACUGUUAACCCAUGUGUAAUAGAGUGUUUGACUCAUCCAAUACCCUUUGCCAGUUUCUGUGUGAUGAAAUGUAUGUAUUUGUCUAUAAAUGGAGUUGUACAUUUCUUUUUAAUAAAUUGAAAACUUGUGAAUUUAA
Molecule: messenger RNA, 3600 nt
Organism: Myripristis murdjan (pinecone soldierfish)
Lineage: Eukaryota; Metazoa; Chordata; Actinopteri; Holocentriformes; Holocentridae
Gene: lrit3a
Product: info leucine-rich repeat, immunoglobulin-like and transmembrane domains 3a
Exons: 4
Coding region: 210-2117 (635 amino acids)
Molecular function (GO): protein binding
Source: RefSeq, a predicted model, not a curated record